Molecule: messenger RNA, 4092 nt
Organism: Cryptomeria japonica (Japanese cedar)
Lineage: Eukaryota; Viridiplantae; Streptophyta; Pinopsida; Cupressales; Cupressaceae
Product: U11/U12 small nuclear ribonucleoprotein 48 kDa protein
Exons: 4
Coding region: 125-3628 (1167 amino acids)
Source: RefSeq, a predicted model, not a curated record
UAAAAUUGAAAUAUGAGCGUUCGCAAAUACCAAGUUUAAAGCACAAAGUCGCCAAUCUACAUUCAAAAAAGCAUCGCGAUUGCUCAGGAAGAUCGGAGCCUAGCCGAACAGAACAAGGUAAGCUAUGAAUCCUCCUCCUCUCGCAAUGCUCAGCUCAACUUCUAAUUUAAAUUCGAAUCAGAACUAUUCGCCAGCACCUGUAAAUACAAAUGAGAACUAUUUGCCAGCAUCUGCAAAUAAUCAGUAUGUUCAAAACCCCAACCCGAAUGCCAAUGCAAUGCAGAACUAUUCGUCGGCACCUGUAAAUACAAAUCAGAACUAUUCGCCAGCACCUGUAAAUACAAAUCAGAACUAUUUGCAAGCAUCUGGAAAUAAUCAGUAUAUUCAAAUUCCCAACCCUAAUGCCAAUCUCCCGCCAUUUAUCCCCAGGCCAUACUUCAACAAUAACGGCAAUUCAAUUAUGCUUCCUCUAUCAUUUUCUGGAAAUGCUUUAGCGCAUUCAGAUUUUUCCCCCUCCAGCGGUUCAUUUCCAUUCACCCCUCAAAAAAACCCAAGUUCCCAAAACCAAAAUAACCCAAAUAGCCAAAGCACAAACGAUACAAACAACCAAACCUUACAUCACCCAAAUUUUCAAAAUCAAAAUAACCCAAAUAGCCAAAACCCUAAUAACCCAAAUGCUCAAACCCUAAACUAUCCAAAUACUCCAUACCCGAAUAACUUAGCUACCCAAAAUCAUGACAACCCAAAUUCCUCAAUUCUACAUACCCUAAAUAUGGAGGAGACUAUUGGGGUUUUCAAAGAUUUAAUCUCACACGCAGAAUCAACCUUGAAGCAAAUAGCCAAUCUGGUGAAUCUGAAUAGUACGUCUGAUUGCAGUGGAGAAUUUUCAGCAUGCCCAUUUGAUUGCCGUCAUCGAAUGCCUCCAGAACACCUCUUUCGGCAUUCACUUUCGUGCCCUGCAUCUCCUGCAAUGGUGGACGUGGAGAUUCUGUCCAGACUAAGGUACCCUAAAACCCUAAAAUGGGAGAAGGAUUUAAUUGCACACGAAACACCAUUGUUUAGUGACAUGUCUAGUUGUAAUUCAGAAGAUCUCUGCAUUUCCAUAGAAGAGGAGGAGGGGUUCUCAGAUAGUGAUUUUUUCUACAAGGAUGCCCUGGGUGUGGUAAAUUCAUUUCAGAGGGAGAUUAGAAAAACUUUUGAGUUGCCCAGGAUUUUAUCUAAGGAAUGUGCAGAGAACGAGAAUAUAAAUGGCAAUGUUUCGCUCUCAGUAAUAUGUGACAUGACUGGUGUGGUACUCCUUCCUUCUGAAUAUUGGUCUUUAAGGAGAGAAGUGGAAGGAUGGACAGAUUUCCCUUCGAGAUACUCCUUCAUAGCACUUGAGGCUGCAAUGGGAUUAGGGAGGUUUAAGGAGUAUGAGAUUGUUAAGUGGGUACUUCUGAAUUCUCCUACUUAUGGUAUCAUAAUUGAUUUGCCGAUGGCUCAGCAUAUAGUCCUUCUUUUGAAGCUUUGCCUAAGAGCCAUUUUGCGAGAAACAAAUGGGAUUUACCAGAGAGAGAAAGAGAAGAAAAGUUUAUCUGAUGAAAAUAAGAGAGAUAUCGGCAAAUUGAUUUAUUCCAUUAAUACAGAAUCGAUCAGUCAAACUGAUUAUUUUGACUGCCCUGUUCUGCUUGAAAGUGCAGCAUGGCUGGCUUUGCAGAUGUCUAUUUUAUAUGGUCAGGCAUGUGGCAGAGGUUUGGUUAUUGGCAUGCUCCGGCAUUCUUUUCUUUGUGCUGGUAAUGCAGUCUCAUGCCUUACUGUCCAUAAUGAGCAACAAAUUAGCAAAUUGUUAGAACAUUCAUCAGAAGUCUUGAGCAGUGUAGGUGAAUCUGAUGGAAAAGUAAAUGUAAACGUGAAUUCAGAUGACAGUGGAAAAAUUUAUUCAAGUACAGAAAAGGAUCUAUUUAAGUUUAGUUGUGACAUGAGCUCAGAGGUUGGACAUAGAGAUAAAUUUGAACAAAAGGAUGGACUGAUUUCGGAGAGCAGGGUGUUUGUGUCUCAGGUCGCUGCAGCAGUUUCUGCCCUGCAGGAGCGAUUUUUUUUGGAGGAAAGAAUCAGAGGACUGAGGCAUACAAGAAGACUUUCAAAGUUUCAGCUAUUAGCUGAACAUGACAAUGCUGUAAAGAAGGCAGUUGCUGAGCGAGAAAAGCGCUUGGAUUAUAAACCCAUACUUGAGCAUGAUGGCCUUGUUUGGCAGCGUUCUUCUUAUCAGAACUCCAACAAGCAUAAAACCAUGGAAGAAUUAUUAGCUGAGAGACGAGAUUAUAGGCGCCGGAGAAUGUCAUAUCGUGGUAAAAAGGUCAAACGAACUCCAUCACAGGUGCUACAUGAUAUAAUCGAGGGCCACAUGGAAGAAAUUGAGUUAGCAGGAGGCAUUGGUUGUUUUGUAAAGGGAGCAUCUGAAACACAACAAAUUGCAACAGAGUCCAUUCCUUCAGAUGGGGUAGCUAGGAGUAUGCAGCAGUUUGGGAGUACUGAUUCUUUCUUUUCUAACAAGGGUGAUGGAUUGUCUUUCAGAAGCAAAUCUGGUAAGAUGGAUAUGGAUCUCGAGAGGACGAGAUUUGGCAAGUCCAGAAGUUCUCACAUGCCUUCACAUAAAUUUUCUGAUGAUCAUAACAAAUUGAAUAAGCAUGAGCAUCAGACAAGGAAUGAUUAUGCUCAGGAUGAUGAUAUUGACAAACAUUAUCGUGACAACAUGCUCCAUGAUGAUGUUUCCCAUUAUUCUGGCUCUCCUUUGGAUAAAAGAUUGGUACAGGGUUAUGAAACUAGAUAUGACAGCAGAUCACAUGAUAGGAAGCCGGAUUCUUUUCUAUCUAACAGAAGUGAUAGGUUGUCUCUCAGAAACAAUUCUGGUAACAUGGAUUCAGAUCUGGAGCGGACAGGAUUUAACAAGUCCAGGAGUUCUCAUAUGCCUUCACACGGUCAUCUUGAUGAUCUCAAUAAAAUGGAUAAGUGUGAUGAUAAUGCUCAGGAUGAUGACAAGGCCAAACACUAUAGUGCCAACAUGUUCCGUGAUGAUGGUGUUUCCCAUCAUUCUGGUGCUACUUUGGACAAAAGAUUUGUACAGGGGUAUGAAACUAGAUAUGACAGCAGAUCACAUGACAGGAAGCACAAUUCUGUCUUUUCUGACAAGAGAGAUAUAUUAUCUUUCAAAAGCAAUUCUGAUAGGAUGGAUCCGGAGAGGAUGGGAUUUAGCAAAUCCAGAAGUUCUCAUAUGCCUUCACAUAGUUCUUCUGAUGAUUGUGACAGAAUGGAUAAGCAUGAGCAUCAGAAGAGGAAUGAUCAUGCUCAGAAUAAUGAUAAUGACAAACAUUAUAGUGCCAACCUGUUCCAUGAUGAAGAUGCUCACCAUUAUUCUGGCUCUGCUUUGGAUAAAAGAUUCUUAGAUGGGUGUGAAACUAGAUAUGAUAGCAGAUCACAUGAUAGGAAGCCUGAAAGUCACUUACACAAAGAAAGGAAUUCUAGGAGAUCUCAUCACAGAAGUGAAAGCAGGUACAGAAGUGAAAGCAGGCAAAGAAGCAGGUCACAAGAAAGAAAACAGAAGGGCGUGGAUGGCAAGUAUGAGAAAAACAGUUCAACUGAUAGGUAUUAAACUGCUUAUCAUUAUGGUUCACAUGAGAGUGCUCAUAGAAGCAAAGAACAAAACCCAGGAAGAGAAAUUGUGAAAUGAAAGAAAAUCAGGAAAGGUAUGAGUUCUCAAGAUGGCAUGGUAAAUGGCAGAAGUAAAAGAACUACUUAAUUUUGAGAACAAGACAGGCUUGAAGAAUCUUGAAAUAAAAUUUAAGUUGACACCGCGACAAAGGAUGAUUUCUUUGUCAUGCUUGGUAUGUUUUUCUACUGAUGGCAUUUAGAAAAUUAUUUCUAUCAGUCGUGCAUUCUAUCUGUCAUUCGCUCAUUUUCUUUAACCAACGUGUGCAGUCACGAGCUGUCCUUUUGAGGCUUCAAGGUUUUGACUGCAUCUGUAUCCUUAUAUGUAUCCUUCAAUUUCCUGUCUCUAGAAUGGUUGUUUUGUUGAAACUUUUCUUUGUAAAGUUCAAUUUUAUUUUUCUUCUGUUU